Molecule: messenger RNA, 1232 nt
Organism: Spinacia oleracea (spinach)
Lineage: Eukaryota; Viridiplantae; Streptophyta; Magnoliopsida; Caryophyllales; Amaranthaceae
Exons: 1
Coding region: 29-1030 (333 amino acids)
Cellular component (GO): membrane
Source: RefSeq, a predicted model, not a curated record
AUCAAUUUCUACUACUGGUAUAUGGGUGAUGAUCAUGUUCUUAAAUUUGUCAUUUUUAUCUUCAUUUGCCUUACAAUUAAACAACAUUACACAUAUUACUGACAAUAAUUCUACUAAUUUAGAUGAUUAUCUCUAUAAUUACUCCUCAAAAUCAUUACCCAAAAAGCCUCACACAGGUGUUCUGUACAAUAUAUCUCUCCCUGGUAAUUUUUCUGGUGUGAAGGUUUCAGUUAUGAGGUUAAGGAGCAGUACAUUAUGGGGUAAAGGAGUAAAUUCGACAUAUUUCGAAAUACCACCAAAAAUAUACACAAUCCCUUAUGUGAAAAGAUUGGAAAUCAUGUAUGAAAACUUGGGGAAUUUAUCAUCUCAUUACUAUGAGUUACCUGGGUAUACAUUUCUCACCAAAGUCAUUGGUUUCGCGGUGUAUGAUGCCUCGGGCUCAAGUGGAGAAAAGAGGUCGAAAAGGCUUAAUAUCACCUUAAUAGGGGAGCCAAUUAAGGUGAAGUUUUCUAAAGGGGAAUUGUUAUUAUCUCAAGGAAGAAAUAAUAGUAAUGUGAAAAAUAAUAAGGUUAAAAAAUGUGUUAGAUUUGAUCCAUUGAAUGGUUUGGUUGAAUUGGGUGAUAUGUUAAGGCCUAAUGUUUGCUUGUCACAAGGUGUAGGGCAUUUUGCUAUAGCAAUGCCUAAAGUUAAUGACUCUACACCACCACCACCACCACCUUCACCUCUGCCUUCACCACCUUCGCCGUUGUUGCCAUCUUCUCUAGGAAGAAGAGAUAAAAGGAAGAAGAAAAUCAUCGCGUUGUGGGUGUGGUGGGUGGUUGGAUUCGCGGCUGGAUUUGUUGGUUUGAUGUUGUUGGUUGUGUGUAUUGUUCUUGGUUAUAAAAUAAUAAGUUCGAGGAAAUUCAAAAGAAUGGAAAGAAUGUCAGAGAAGAGUGAGUCUCUUGAUACAACAUGGAUUGGUAAUAGUAAGUUGCCUUUGGCUCCUGUCACUAGAACUCAGGCAGUUCUUGAGAAUGACUUUGCUCCUUGAGAAUUAUUUUCAGUUUUCCUUUUUUUAGUUUGUGUUCCAUGUUCUUUAAGAUAGUUUAAUUAGUUUCGUGAAUGUACACUAUACUUAGCAUUGCAAUUGUUCAUGGGAAACUGUAAAUUAAUUUUGAGCUUCAUUUUGCUUUUAUAUAUUUGCUUUAGCUGGUGAAAUUUCCCUUAAUAUACUUGCACUAUUCAAAACAAAA